Molecule: messenger RNA, 2289 nt
Organism: Symbiodinium sp. CCMP2456
Lineage: Eukaryota; Dinophyceae; Suessiales; Symbiodiniaceae
Source: the annotation of a GenBank genome assembly
AUGAUGAAAGCGAGAGUCUUCAGCGUAGCCUCCACGUCGAAGAAAGCCAAGUUGGCCUCUAUACUGCCGGCGGGUACUGAAAUUACCCGGCAAGGUGCCACCAAUGACUUCAAAAAGGGUCGAAUCAUGGUGGUGAAGCCAGUAGCCAGGGCGUAUAUUCUGUCUGGAAGGAUGAUUUCGAACUUAGCGAUAGGUCGGUGGCUGAUGAAGAAGAAGUGGCCAUUGAUGCUUCUGGUCAUGGUUGGAAUGGUUCUCCACACCACAUCAUUUCUUGGUGGCUUCUCCGAGCUUGGGGAGGUUGCAGGAAAUUCAGGAGCUGUUGUGGUGUCUUUUCCGACGCACCUCUCCUGGACCAUGAUCGCCCUUACGGCGGUGUGCUGGGGGCUGUCCACACUGGCUAUGCUCACAAGGGUUCAUACCCAGCUGCUUUGGAUGACGCUUCGCACCUUCGAUCCUUGGGCGAUCAUCGCCUGCGCCGUACGUGGCUGGGCUGCGCGGAUGGUGUCGCGCUACGCCCUUCACCAGGACCCUGCCCACCUCACAGAGGACGUCUUGGACCUUGUGGUGAUGUUGGAGCUGUCAGCCCUUAUAAUCUUGGCCGAGGCGGCGGAUGUACCGAAGACAACCCAGAAGGUCUUCAUCGCAGCCUGCCUCGUCUACUGUUCCGUCCUCUCAGCUGCACCGCUCUUCCUACCAGACCUCCCGAACUGGGAUCCGGACACCAAGGUGCAGAUCCUUUUCUUUGCGGAAAUGACUCCGAAAAGUCAGUUCAUCAGUGCUUACGGGACGAUGGCCGUCCUCUUGACUAAGGCAGCGGUGAGCGUGAUUUUGCAGAAGAACGAUUUCAUGUUUCUUCGAUGUCACUAUGAGUACUGCUUGGAUCAGCUAGACACCUCUUUCGCCAAACUGGCUGCGACGGACCCCUCCUGCAUAUUCUACUCAGACUUCCGCCGGGCCUUGCAAGAGAUGGGUGUGUCAGACAGCCACAUAUUUGCUGGCUUCAAUGCCCUUGACAUUCAGCAGAGCGGGCGUGUCAGUUUGCAGAACUUUCGGCGCUGUUUGAAGGACGUCUUCACGGAAGCCCCAGAUGCUUCUCAUGUCUCGCUUCUGGCCAAGUUCUGCCAGGAGGCCUUCUGCAACGUGUCAGGUUACGCUUCUCUCGACUCCAUGCUGGGCUUGGUCCUGAGCCAGUGGCGUAAGAUUCGGAUGAACGAGUUUGGCCAACUGCUCUACCACUACCUCAUGCAGGAUCCGGGAGUGGAGCGUCUCUUCCGAAGUGCCAGCUUUCGAACGCAGUCGUUGCUCUUCGCUUCCUUUGUGCAAGUUGGCCUCGGAUGGCUUGAAGAGAAGGACUUUCGACGGGUCGAAAGAGACAUGACCUCCCUGGGCAUGCGGCACGUCGGUUAUGGGGUCCACCCCAGCCACCUCUGCGUCUUCCAGUUGGCCUUGUUGAGGGCGCUGUCCAACCGGCUCAAGGGUCUGCUGCCAGAAGCGGAGAUGGCCUGGUCGGUGGUCUGGCUUCACUUUAUCGCCAUCCCCUUCACACAAGGGCUCCUGACCACAGAGGAGACCGAGAAGAGGGUCGUCACUGGGACGGUCCGGGACUUGCUGCAGCAGGCAACCAGCCACAAGAGCUUCCUGCCCAGCUUGGCAGCAAACUUGAACAACGUGCCGGGAGGCGAGCACAACUGGAGCAACUCCGUCUUCAGGGAUCCAGCUCAUGAGUUGAGCCACAUGGGGAUCUUGGUCUCCUUUAUUCAAGACACCGCCGAGAAGCUGUACGCAGGCGAAAUGCUCGAUGCCCGGAAGCGGCUUCGGCAAGUGGCAACCAUCCACUGGGAUCGUGGUGUUUUUCCAAGGCACAUGCUCACGUUUCAGCACGCUGCGACGAUGACAUUUCGAGAGAUUCUGGGUCCUGAGGUGUUCAGCUCCUUCGCAGAGACGAUGUGGGCCGUCUUUUUCCAAGUAGAGGUGCUGGACGUCCUGCUUCUGGCACCAUUCGCCGAAACUCAGGACAAGGUGGAGUCUUGGGCUUUGAGCUGCAAGGUGCACUUCGUGGACAAGCAUUCCUGGACGCUCUUGAUGAAAAUGGCAUCUUUGGAUGAAGGCCUCGCUUCCAAAGGAUACCAGCGCUUGUGCGCUGAGAGCGGGAAAGAUGUGCACAAGCUGAGCGUGGACGAUGUUGUGAAGACUUUCUGUGACGAAAGCAUGCAGCAUCCAUCGUGGACCUUCGACCGAGUCGUUCAGAACUACUGCUCGACGCCCCCGGCGGUGGCCUUGCUCGAGUGA